Nezara viridula (southern green stink bug) is the source of this 1726-nucleotide messenger RNA. The record is from the annotation of a GenBank genome assembly. Lineage: Eukaryota; Metazoa; Arthropoda; Insecta; Hemiptera; Pentatomidae.
CUUGUUAGUACGUAGCGGAAAUCUACAAGGUAGCCAUCAGGAGUUGACAAAAAACAACCACAAUGCUCACUUGCUGGACUUGUUCCCCACUAGGAUGAAAUGAAGCGUUUACUACAAGUUCCUAAACCCAGCACUGAGCACAUUGACGGCAGUUGUUCGCCCAGCUUAGUGAUCCAAUGCUCCAUCCAAUGCCUCUACUUCCCCUAUUCGAAAUAACGAAUGUUGUGAUUUACAAUCUGCAGGAAUAAUCAAAUGUAUUUUAGAUACGUAGGAUGUUCUUAUUAUUAUUCUGUCAAUUGAGUAUUAUUGCAAAGAUAUGGUUCAUCGCAAUUUUUUAAAUUUAAUUUCAUUGAGCAUUUACUCACUUCAGUCAUGUUUACGACCGCUUUUCCAGUUACUUAAGGAACGAUUAAUUUCAAAAACUGUGAUAGAAUUAAUUUGUGUUAACAAUUAUUUAAUAUUACCUCUUAGUUGGGAGAACACGUGCACCUCAUUAUACUUCUAUGUUGUAUUCAUUUUCGAAUCUGAAGGGAGGUAAUUUGAUUUUGGGAGAGGUUAUACUUGUGUUAUUGUCUAUCGGUAUUUGUUAUUUAUGAUAUCAAUGGCAUUUCUUGACUAUUUUCUUUGAGAAUUUUGUUGUUUGGAGCUAUAAGGAGUAAAAAAGAACAAUUUUUUCAUACCAUUUUUGAAAUCCUUAAGGAAUGGUGCGGUUAAGUCCAGAAGAAAAAAUUUAUAUUAUACAUGGCGUUGAAGAUAACAUUAGAGAAGAUGGGAGAAGCCAGACACAAUAUCGCCCCAUUGAAGUUGAAACAGGUAUCAUUCCAAGUGCGAUGGGUUCAGCUAGGGUUAAAUUAGGCAAUACUGAUGUAAUAGCCUGUGUAAAAGCAGACACAUUCACUCCCACAUGGAACAAACCUGAUGAAGGGAAGUUACAACUUCAUGUAGAUUUAUCUGCCACUGCAUCUCCAUGGUUUGAAGGGCGAAGAGGUGAACAAACCUCUGAAGAGAUAACAACAAUUUUAAAUAAAGCCUAUGAGAGCAUCAAGCUCGAGUCAUUCUGUAUUGUUCCCCAGGUCAAAUGCUGGUUGGUAGACGUAGACAUUUCGGUGCUAUCUUGCGAUGGAAAUAUGUACGAUGCGAUUGGAUUUGCUGUUAAGGCUGCUUUAGCCACUACUAUGGUUCCUAAAAUUGUUGCAUCAGAAGAAGAUGAAGGUGAAAAGGAACUACAAAUCACAGAUGAUCCAUUUGACACCUGGACACCGAAUGUUUCAAAUAUACCAUGUUUAGUAACUUUAUCUAAAGUUGGUGAUAGUGUUAUGGUGGAUGCGACAAAUAAAGAAGAGCAAUGCAGUUCAUUUACUUGUAUUUUAGCAGUCACAGAAACUGGUAAAAUUCUUUCCACAUUUAAAGUCGGACCUGGAAGUGUUCAACCUGUGACGUUUUCUAAAUUGAUUUUAGAAGCUAGUAGCAUUGGUAGAUCACUUCAUUCAGAACUGUUAUCUGCUCUAAAGAAAGAAAACGGCCUACGAAAAAGAGAAAUUCAUGGCUUUUUAAAUUGAAUUGUCUUACCGAAUACAUUUUUAAAAAAAAUCUUUUUGGUUUCUCUAUUUCCAUUUAUAAUCUGUGAAUUAUUUCUGUUGACAUUAUUUGUUGUAUAGACUAUUUCUAAGAAUUUAUUGUUAAAAACAACUGUUUUGUAUUGUUUUAUUACAAAAUGAAAUUCCGG